Messenger RNA from Rosa chinensis, 1335 nucleotides. Its product is annotated as cyclin-H1-1. Gene Ontology annotation, biological process: regulation of cyclin-dependent protein serine/threonine kinase activity; regulation of transcription by RNA polymerase II. The record is from RefSeq and is a predicted model, not a curated record. Gene Ontology annotation, molecular function: cyclin-dependent protein serine/threonine kinase regulator activity. Gene Ontology annotation, cellular component: nucleus; transcription factor TFIIK complex. The transcript is spliced from 14 exons. NCBI's taxonomy places the organism in Eukaryota, Viridiplantae, Streptophyta, Magnoliopsida, Rosales, Rosaceae. The coding region runs from base 100 to 1089 and encodes 329 amino acids.
UCUCUCUCUCUCUCUCUGGGUCACUGUUUACUCUCUCUCUCUCUCUCCCUCCCCCAUUUUUUGUGCAGGGCUACUGAGCUAGGGUUUUGGACGCUCGCCAUGGCCGAUUUCCAGACCUCGACUCACCGAAGCAAGUGGAUCUUCACGCCCGAACAGCUGGCGGAAAAAUACAAGGCUGCGAAUCAGCAAGCAAUAGAAACAUUGGAGAAGUAUGGAGUAGCACUAGCGAAGGUAAAUGAUGACGGGUCAUUAACGUACCCCGAAAUUGCCAAAGAGAAUGCUGACAAGCAUUCUCGUCCAAAAGCGGUUACCAUUGAAGAGGAGCAAUUGAUGAGAGUAUUUUAUGAAACUAAACUUCAAGAAGUGUGUAACAACUUUCAUUUCCCUCAUAAAGUUCAGGCAACAGCUCUCAUAUAUUUUAAAAGGUUUUAUCUAAGAUGGUCAGUUAUGCAACAUGAACCAAAAAAUAUAAUAUUAACCUGUAUAUAUGCGGCUUGUAAGAUAGAAGAAAGCCAUGUAUCAGCAGAGGAGCUUGGUAAGGGGAUCUCACAGGAUCAUCAAAUGAUACUCAAUAAUGAGUUGAUAGUUUAUCAGAGUUUGGAAUUUGAUCUCAUUGUCUAUGCACCAUAUCGCUCAGUUCAAGGUUUUAUCCAUGAUAUGGAGGAAUCCUGCGGAUUAGAGGAUGACCAGCUUCCAAUGCUUCAGACUUUGCGGGACACUGCAAAGAUGGAUGUUGAUAAAAUCAUGCUCACAGAUGCACCACUUCUAUUCCCUCCUGGACAGUUGGCCUUGGCUGCGCUGCGUAGUGCAAAUCAGGUGCACAAAGUUGUUGACUUUGACAGAUACUUGGAGAGCAUGCUCUCUCGUAAGAGUUCUGCACAUACCAUUUCAGAGCUAGUUGAAUCCCUUAAUGCAAUUGAUUCUUGGGUAAGGAGAUACAAAUUUCCUUCUGACAAGGAAAUCCUGCACAUCAAUCGGAAACUGAAAUCUUGUUGGGGUCAAAGUUCGCGUGACGAAAGCAAGAAGCGGGAUAAGAAAUCGAAGCACAAGUCCAAGAGGGGUUCAAAUGAAGCACAAAAUGUAACUUAAAAUGUAAACUGAUCCCAGUCUUUCACAUCGUACUGUUUUGUCUUGCUCGGGGAGACGCUCAAGGAUUUGAUUGUAGCAGAGAGAAAAUUUUAACAUUCUCUAAAUACCUCUCCUUUCACUUCCAUUUCACUUUUGUAUUUGUUGUACUAUCAAUUAAAUCAGCUAAGAUUGAGCGGGAGAAACGAAUUCUGGAUGCAAUAUAUUCACUCAUAAUUUAUAUCUAUGGCAUUUAGAAGAUGCACAUCC